ACAUGGUGGUGACAGGCGCGGUUAUGUUUUAAUGUUUACUUCAUGCAUGUUCUAUCAUUUUGUAAGAUUCCGAAAGAAAAAGAAAAAAAAACGUUAAUUUAGAAGUAUGAAGAGAGUUUUACGGAAUAAACAAAACACACCUAUAAUUAUAUCAUCCGACGAAGACGAGGACGAGAAGAAAGAAAUAAAAAGGAAAGUUGUAAAGAAAGAAAUUCAGAUUGAAGGCGAGAAAGGUAAGGGCAAGAAGAGAGUAGGAAAUGUAAGAGGGAAGAAAGUAAAGGUAGCAAAUAUCAAUGAAAAGGACGAUAAAAGAGUAGACGACGAAUGUAUAAGGGUAAUGGGUAUUAAAAGGAAAAACGAGGAUACAGACGAAUCACAUAAUGCAAAAAAAGUGAGGUUAAAGAAGGAUGAUCUAUCUGUCGUUGUAAAAAAGUCCAAGGAAGAUGUAUCUCUGAAAGGGGAAAGAAAGAAUAAAGAAAUAGAUAUAGGAAAUUUUCCUAGCGAAUGUGUGGAAUGGACCGACGUCGACUACAUUUGCGAAGUGGAAAAUAUCGAUAAACAAGUAGCUGAAAAUAUAGUGAAACUUUUCAAAGAUGAUAAUACUAUACCUUUUAUCGCAAGGUAUAGGAAAAACAUGACAGGCGGCAUGGAACCGGAUCAACUGAGAUCGGUGAAAGAGUCCUUCGAUCGUGUAAAUGUAAUAAAACAUCGCGCUGCCGUUAUUAUUAAAGCCAUCGAUAAGUUAGGAAAGUGGACGCCACAGAUACAUUCUGCCAUAAUGUCUACCAAAUCCGGGGACGAUUUGGAGCAUAUUUAUUCAAUGUUUAAAGUAACGUCGAAGCAAUCCUUGGCGGAGAGGGCCAAGUCGUUGGGCUUAGGUCCGAUAAGUAAUGCGGUAAUAGAGGGAAAAGAAAUUCCUCCUCUAUCGUCGCUGAUCGAUCGAGAAAAGAAAGAGCUGCAAACCGAGCAACAAGUAAGGGAAGGAAUUGUACAUAUUAUAGCGGAUAUAAUAAGUAAAAAUAAAGGUACGUUUGACGAAGUGAAAAUCCUUGAAAGAGCAUCUAUUAUAGAGAUUCAAACGGCGCGAUCAAAGGCAAAUGAUACGUCCAAGAACGGGAAGAGGGAUGUAGAUCGAGAAAAGUAUGAAAUAUAUUUCAAUUUCAAAAGUAACACAAGAAUUAUUAAACCGCAUCAAAUUUUAGCUAUUAAUAGGGCAGAGGCGCAGAAAGUACUCGGUGUAAAAAUCGUUAUACCCGAUUCGUUGAUAGAUGGAUUUAAAAAUUAUUGUUUGAACUCGUUGUUCAGAUUCGGAGCUAGGUCGUCGUCGUCGGCCAUACACUUGGCAUUGUUGGAAGAUAGUAUCGAUUAUGCUUACAAAAAGUUUAUCAAACCGUUGAUAGUUCGAAGAGUACGAAGCGAGUUAAAGGAGAAAGCUGAGAAUGCAUCGAUAAAGGUAUUCUCUAUCAAUGUCAAACAGUUGCUACUGACACCUCCUGUACGUGGAAAGAUAGUGCUGGGUAUAGAUCCAGGCUUUUCUCAUGGAUGUAAAUUAGCAGUGGUAUCGGAGCAAGGUAACGUUUUAGAAACUGCCGUAAUGUAUCCUCAUAGAAGGACAGAAGGAGGUUCAGAAAAAUCGAUUAAAAUUUUGACCGAUUUGGUGAGGAAAUAUAAAAGUACUGUCGUAGCGCUCGGCAACGGUACGGCAUGCAGAGAAACAGAAGUCUUUCUUUCAAAUUUAAUCAAAUCUAAUGCCUUCGAUCCAUUCGACGUUUCUUAUACUAUAGUCGACGAAGCCGGAGCUUCCGUAUACAGCUGUAGUUCGGAGGCGAAACUUGAGUUUGCCAGCCUUGAUCCAAAUAUAAUCUCUGCGAUCUCAAUCGCAAGGCGUAUACAAGAUCCUCUUGCCGAAUUGGUCAAGAUAGAACCGAAGCAUCUAGGUGUAGGAAUGUAUCAACACGAUUUGCCCGAAAAACAAUUGAUACAGUCGUUGAACGAAGUUGUCACAGAGGCUGUAAGUUUUGUCGGCGUCGAUGUCAACACAGCUUCCCAUUCUCUUCUUAGAAAAGUCGCCGGUUUGAAUGUAUCUAGGGCGACUAGCAUCAUAGAAUGGAGAAAUAAGCAUGGUCCAUUUUUGAACAGACGACAAAUUUUGAACGUAAAAGGCAUCGGUAGCAAAACAUUCGAACAGUGUGCCGGAUUUAUAAGGAUUCUACCGGAGACAGUAACAGUUACCGGGAGUAAAAUAAAGAAAUCCAAAGAUCCAGAUAAUUCUUUAAAUUUUUUGGAUCAGACGUGGAUUCAUCCGGAGUCAUAUGCUAUAGCGAAUGAAUUUUUAAAAUCAUCUGGAUGUAAUGUAGAGGAAAUAGGCAGUUUGCCUUUCAUAGAAAAAAUAAAAUCAUACGUCAAAGACGGUGGUUUGAGUUUUCGUAAGAAAUUUCAGACGGACGAAGCCACGUUAGAAGUCAUAAUAAAGGGCUUAACUAUGAAGAAAGACGAAGACAUAAGAAUGAAAUCGCACUGUCCUUUGUUUCGUGCUUCUUUGCGAAAUAUCGACGACUUGACUGAGGGUACUUUGUUAAGCGGGGCUGUUAGAAACGUCACGCAUUUUGGCGUAUUCGUAGACGUUGGGGUAGGAAAAAAUGGUCUUAUGCCUACCAAGUGUUGCAAGGGUCAAACUCUUUGCAUAGGUCAACGCGUGGAAGUAAAAGUUGUCAACAUCGAACACAGACGUAAUAGAUUCAUCUUGGAACUCAUCAAAGCCUUGUAAAGUAAUGUCGAAGGGCUUUCUUUGUCAAGAAAGAGUGCGAGAUGUCAAAUACAAUCGAAAUACUUUUUUUUCUUUUUUUUUUUUUUUUUCUUCAAUCAUGUACAAUUACCCCCUCCCGCCCCCAUAAUAUUACGUUUUGUACGGAUUGUGAGCGAAAUAAAUUCAUCCAUUGAAAACAUUGAGUAAGAAAAAUGGAGAAAAGUUUGAUUUGGAAAAAAAAAAAAAACAGAAAAAAGAACAUUUGAUUUGGAGCAAACCUUUUAUUAAGGGGACUCGAUGGAUUUAUUAUGUGUGUGCCCGAACGAAAGGGUUGACUAUGCUCGAAAAAGUCUCUCCUGCGUUUGUGCCGAUCAAUAUACGCCAGUAGUCAAUGGCGUAGCAGUAAGAAGCUACUUUUCUCUUUCCUUUCGUUUUUUUAUUCUGGCAACUUCGACAAUGGAAAAAUGAUUGUAGGAACGAGUUCAUAAAUAGUUUAAUACCUGUACGAGAGGGUAUUCAAGAAAAUUAUAUAUCGCGAUAGAGAAAGGAGAAGUAAGAUGCGAGGGUAUUAAAAGGUACGAUGUGCCAUUUGCAAUGCGUUUUAUUCAGCCUAAGUGUACGUAAAACCGCUCGAUUGCGAAAUAAUUGAUGAAAUUGUUUAUUUAUUUAUUUUUUUUUUUUUUUUCUUUUGUCUCUACAAAAAGAACGAAAUAGAAUUUCGACGCGAAUCAAGAGUGCCCCCUGUAAUCGCUUUGCUUCGGUUUAUCUUUGUCGAUAAGGUAGACGUCCGUGGUACACGAGAAGGCAUAUUUCUUAUUAAUCUAAUCGAUUUAUUGGAAAAGCAUAAUAAUCGAUCAUCUCGUAUCGUCGUUCAGAAUUCCCUUUUAGAUCGUAACAGUAAUAAAUAUCACGUUAUUUUCUUUUAGUUAGCAUCCGUGUCCUUUCGCAUUGUUACGCGGUCGUAUACGUUUAUUUAGGACAGUCGGUCAGGGAGCUUUAAAAAUUGCCUCAUUUUCUUCGCGAAUCACGUACUUAAGAAUUUCUUCGUAAGGGCCAACAACACGUUGGUCUCCCGAUGUACGGCAAUGAUAAAUUACAAGGGGCAAGCGCAGGUAAACGUAAAGUAUAACGGAGCUACUACUCGAGCGAGCUUUUUAUUUAUUUUAACGAUAAAACGAUAUUACUCGAGGAUCUUGAUUAUUCGAUGAAAAUGAGUGACCUAGAUAUAAGCGUCUCUCGCGCGAGUUAACGAGAGUACGAGAUUUAUUUCACAUAAGUUUUAAUUAAAUUUCUAAUAUGGAUUUGAGCUGACGCUGUUAAAAAGUGAUUAAAUACGCGUCGAUUAAUCGAACUAAUGCGUGCGAAAUAAUUUUCUAAUUGGUUAGGGAAAAGAUGAUGAGAACCGUGAAACAGAACAAAGCCGUUUUAUCCUUUGCUACUGCGACACGAGUCGGGAGGAUGCCCGACGAAAUAGGUUUUUAUCCGGACGAAAACAUUUUAUACGAGGUUCGCGACGAUCCUCGGAUUUGUUAAACUAUGGGAAAGAGAGAAAUAGAAAAGAAAUUGAACGAACUCGACAGAUUGCGAGAGAAAAUAAAAGGAGUCAUAGUGCGGUCUCUUUCAGCGCUCCCUGAUCUUUAGAACAAUCGCUCGGCGUUUCGUAAAACCGUCCGCCGGCAAUUAUUAUAUUUGUCGAAAGUCUGAAAAUUUAUAUUUGCCGAGUAA
This is a messenger RNA of Vespa crabro (European hornet), 4471 nucleotides long. RefSeq names its product S1 RNA-binding domain-containing protein 1. The transcript has 2 exons. Gene Ontology annotation, biological process: nucleobase-containing compound metabolic process; translation. Bases 107 to 2767 code for a protein of 886 amino acids. Gene Ontology annotation, molecular function: structural constituent of ribosome; mRNA binding. The record is from RefSeq and is a predicted model, not a curated record. NCBI's taxonomy places the organism in Eukaryota, Metazoa, Arthropoda, Insecta, Hymenoptera, Vespidae.